CGCCGCCUCUACCUGAGCCGCUUCCGCCUGCUGCCUCCCCGCCGCCCUCUCGGGGAGCCCCUGCCGAGCCUCUCCUCCGCGGCUCGGGUGCCGAAGCACCGUGUGGAGGCCUUUUAAGGAGGUAGCUCUGCUGUGGGCGCCCAACAAAGUCGGAGGUAAACCCUUCCUCCCAGCAAUUAAAUGAGAAGAUUGAGACAGAGAGAAAAGAAGCAAAUUACCCAGGGUCGCCUGGAAAGCUAAUGAUACAGCUAGAAGGGAAACUAAUUAAUUCAGAGGUCUGGGCCAGUUCUCUGUCCGUGUGUUGUACUGCCUCCUUUACUUCCAACUGUUCCGAGUUUCCUGAAAAAAACUGAACAUCUCCACUGUAGUUUCCAAUCAGAAUGUGAGGAAAGUUAGUGAACUGAUUGCUGAAAAUGAAGUCAAUGGAGCUAUACUUACUGAAAACCAAAACAACCCUAAGCAUCAAGAGCCUUAUAUCAAGUCUAUCUAGAAGAUAAAGCAGUUACCAAUAACUAAUUCCACAAUGGAACUAUCUUUCUGACCAGGCAGAAAUAUUACAACCUCUAAUAAGAGUUCUUUAAUCAUCAGAAGGAGGGGUAACAGUUUUCAUUGUACACCCAGAAGGUGGUUGCAGGAACUGUUCAGCUGAUCUUUGUAUGGCACUUGGAAAAACAGACAAGACUUCACAGAUUGUAAAUGUAAAGUAACUGUUAUCAGCAUUAAAAAUAUUGGAUACCACGGAUAGUAUAGCUAAAACCACAAUGGUCUCACGGUCCAACAAUAGUGCUGUGGUACUCUGCAAAAAUUUCUGAAGCUCCUUAUUAAAAUGCCCGUCCCUUCCCCCCGACUGGAAAUCUAAAUACUGGUCUAUAACUUGAACUGUAUUGUGUUUUUGUGACAGCAGUAUCUUUUAGGUCAAACAGCUAGUUGGCCCAGGCCAACGGUAUCCCCAGCUGCGUUAGCAGGAGCGUAGCUGGCCAGUGGCGGGGAAGCGAUGAUCCCCCCUGCUCGGCACAGGCUGGAUCACACCGAGAGGCUGCGCCCAGUUUUGAUCCCCCAACAACAGAUAUAGAAAGCGGGAGCUAAUUCAGCAGAGGAGAUGAUGGAGACGGAGCCAGGCUCUUCACCGCGGCACGUGGUGGGAGGACAAGGGACAACGGGCGCCCGCCGAAGCAAGACAGGUUCGUGCGGAGGAGCUUCUUCCCCGUGGGGACGCCGGACCCGAGGCACCGGCUGCCCAGGGAGGCUGUGCCGUCGCCAGCCUGGGGAGGGGCCUUGGCAGGACCCGGCCGGACAAAGCCCUGAGCCACCCGGUCCGACCCCGGCCGACGCCGCCUUGCGCCGUGCGCGGACCCGCCGGGUGCCCCCGGCCCGGCCCGCCCGAGCGCGCCGCCCCCGCACCGCCGGGGCCCCCGGGACCGCGCGGCGUCAGCGCCGGCUGCAGCCAACCGGCGCCCGCCGGGCCCGCCCCCCCACGCGCCCGCCCAGCCUAUAAAAGCCGCGGGCCGGCGGCGAGCGCGGGAGCGGCGUGUGGAGCGGGACGGGGCGGCGGGAGCGGCCUCCUGUCAGCCGCCCCCGCGUCCCCUCCGAGCCGUCGCCCCGCUCACCAGCCGGGAUGUUGCCUGUGUUCGCCGGGCUCUUGCUCGCCGUAGCCGUGAGCGGCCGGGGAGCAGCGGCGGGGGACCAGGAGAGCCCGCCGGGGAGCCGCUUCGUGUGCACCUCGCUGCCGCUGGACGCCGCCGGCGCCGGCUGCCCGCUGCCCUCGGUGCCCGUGCAGGGCGCGCUGCCCCCCGAGGAGGAGCUGAAAGCCACGGUGCUGCAGCUGCGGGAGACCGUCCUGCAGCAGAAGGAGACCAUCGGGAGCCAGCGGGAGGCCAUCCGAGAGCUCACCGGCAAGCUGAGCCGCUGCGAGAGCGCCGACAGCAAGUCCACCACCGGGACGUGGAAGAAGGAGCUGGGCAAGGGCAAGGACACCAUGGGUGACCUGCCGCGGGACCCGGCGCAGGUCAUCGACCAGCUGAGCCGCACCAUGCAGACCCUGAAGGACCGGCUGGAGAGCCUGGAGCACCAACUCCGAGCCAACGUGUCAUAUGCAGCACUGCCUAAUGACCUUCGAGAGAUGCUUCAACGGAGACUUGGAGACCUGGAACGCCAGCUCCUGAGCAAAGUGGCCGAGCUUGAGGAUGAAAAGUCCUUGCUUCAUAAUGAGACGUCAGCCCACCGGCAGAGGACAGAGACAGCCUUGAACGCAUUGCUAGAAAGAGUGUCUGAAUUAGAAAAAGGUAACAGUGCAUUUAAGUCACCUGAUGAAUUCAAAGUCUCCCUUCCUCUUCGCACAAACUACUUAUAUGGGAAGAUCAAGAAGACUCUGCCAGAGCUGUAUGCUUUUACUGUAUGCUUGUGGCUGAGAUCAAGUGCUUCUCCUGGAAUUGGCACUCCUUUCUCCUAUGCUGUUCCUGGCCAAGCUAAUGAAAUUGUCCUCAUAGAAUGGGGGAAUAAUCCAAUUGAACUUCUAAUUAAUGAUAAGGUUGCCCAGCUCCCUCUCUUCAUUAGUGAUGGAAAAUGGCAUCAUAUCUGUAUAACAUGGACAACCAGAGAUGGAAUGUGGGAGGCUUUUCAGGAUGGAGAGAAGCUUGGCACUGGGGAGAAUCUUGCUCCUUGGCACCCAAUUAAACCUGGAGGUGUCCUGAUCCUGGGUCAGGAACAGGACACAGUAGGAGGAAGAUUUGAUGCAACUCAAGCCUUCGUUGGGGAGAUGAGCCAAUUCAAUAUAUGGGACAGGGUCUUAAAAGCUGAAGACAUCAUGAAUAUUGCUAACUGCUCUACCAACAUGCCUGGCAACAUCAUACCCUGGGUUGAUAACAACGUUGAUGUGUUUGGAGGUGCUACUAAAUGGCCUGUGGAGACAUGUGAAGAGCGUCUGCUAGAUUUAUAGCUGCAAUUGUUUUCCAUUCAAGUGCCCCCUUUUAGUAGGACAAUCUUCUGUGCAAUCUAAAGCACUUAUUUUUCUCUCUGCCCUUCCCCAAUCUUAACGCCUCAGAAAAAUAAAAAAAUUGAGUGAACUGCCUCAGUGCAAAGAUAGCUGCUAGUCUGGGGCAUUGAGCCUGACAACAAAAGAAGCUUUUCUUGGCUAGAGCAGCCCUUGCUUGCCAUGGCCUGAUCCAAAAAUAUGCUUUGGCCUGCAUCAGCCUUUUGAUUAGGCCUGGCUUUAGUACAUCAGUUCUUCUGGCAGGGAGGAGGAACAGCCAUGCACAGGUUAAUUAUCAUCUUCCUUUGGAUAAUGUGCAGUGCUGGCAAAGCGCCAAGAUUAACAGGCUAAAUGUGAAUCCUUCCUCCCAGUCUAUCGUUUCCCCUUUGAAUCGAAGCCAUUCUUUUUUAGCCCUUUUUAAAGAAACUACUUAAUCCUUACACUACAGUGGUCAUGGUGCAACUAUGGGUAGAGCAGAAAAGCCACUGUCUGAGUGCAAGGUCUUGCUUUUUAAUUUGCAGGUUAGGAAUCCUUAUUUUAUGAUAAGGAGGCAAUGUAUGAGACAUGCUAUUCUCUUCCAUUUGAAGAAUGGGCUGUGUAAUCAGCAUAGCUCCAUUGAAACAGAGAUGCUUCAGGUAAGGUUCUGUCCCAAAGCCUGUCUUUCGCUAGCCAGGAUCCCAGCGUAGAUGGAUGGAUGAAAGAUGGCAUUUUUAUUUUCUGUAGGCUGAAUGUACUGGAUUCAUAGUGACCUGGCUUGUAAACUUUAUUGUUUCUCUUGCUUUAGUCAAUGUCUUUUUUUUUUUUAAAUAUACAAGCUGUGAUUAAGAGAAUUUCAUUUUGUUUUGCUUUGAAAGGCCUUUUUAUGAGCAAGUGCCAAAGUUCAGUUUCUGCUUGCUGAGAAUUGCUAUAUAUUUUUCCAGCAUAAGUCUUCUGCACUGUUUUCUAUGUUAUUAUAAUGGUCCUGUGUAAUAUGAAAAUGUGCUGUUUUUUCAAUUCUUGUUGACUGUCUCUUCUGUAAGCACUGGGCUGACUAUAUUUUUUUUAAUCAUUUUCUCUCAAUAUUUUGCAAACAAUGUUGCUGUUUCCUUGGCAUUGAUGUGACUACUUGGUUUGUGGCUCGCAGAUAGCAAAUGCACUGUACCGGGAAAGAGUUAAUACUUUUGUUAUUUAAAAGAAAAAUUAUUUAAAGGGGGGGGAGGGGGAAUUUAUAAAGCUAAAUAUCAUAUUUUAUUUUUCAUAUGUUUGAAUUGUAAGAAUAAUAUGGUGACAGUCCCAUUUGUAGGAUAAAGUUACAUAUUUCCAUUAAUAUGUAGUAUGCUGUUCUUAAAAGAAAAUUCUUAUAAUGAACUUUUAAUUAAAAUGCACUGUAAAAAUGA
Phalacrocorax carbo (great cormorant) is the source of this 4344-nucleotide messenger RNA. The record is from RefSeq and is a predicted model, not a curated record. Lineage: Eukaryota; Metazoa; Chordata; Aves; Suliformes; Phalacrocoracidae.